Tripterygium wilfordii is the source of this 1704-nucleotide messenger RNA. RefSeq lists its product as uncharacterized. Gene Ontology annotation, biological process: regulation of DNA-templated transcription. Lineage: Eukaryota; Viridiplantae; Streptophyta; Magnoliopsida; Celastrales; Celastraceae. The record is from RefSeq and is a predicted model, not a curated record. The transcript has 6 exons. The coding region runs from base 1 to 1704 and encodes 567 amino acids.
AUGGAUGUGAGUGAAGAAAAUAUUGAAGUUGAUGUUACAAAUGAAUUUUCCACCGACAUGGUAUCCAAUUCACGUCAAUCGCUAAUUGAAUGGGUUCAAAAUGCUGGACGCAAUUUGGGAUUUGUUAUUGUUAUGAAAAUGUCAGAGAUUGGUGGAUUUGGGAGGAGACACAAAUUAUUGUUACAAUGUAAACAUGGGGGCACCUACAAAAGUAAGAAAACCUCCACAAUGUUAGUUGGCACAAAAGAAAUGGAAUGUCCAUUUAGAGUGAAAGGGUUGAAAUUGAACACAUAUGAUGAUUGGAUGAAUUUGGUUAAGCCACUAAACAUCUUGUAUACGUUGAAGAACAGGGAUCCGAAUAGCAUGUCCACUAUUAAUAUUAUAUACAAUGCACGUCAGAAGUUUCGGACUGCAGAGAAAGUUGGCUCGUUGAAACUAUUGCGUGCAUUCCAGUAUGUGUUACUGAUGGAUGCUACCUGUAAAACUAACACGUUCAGGAUAUCUCUAUUUGAGAUUGUCGGUGUGAUUUCAACGAAGAUGACAUCUUGCAUUGUAUUUGUAUUCUUGCAAUCUAAAAAAGAGGACAAUUAUACUUGGGCAUUGAAUUGUUUGCGGUCAACAAUGGAUGAAUACACUACUCCAAGAGUAAUUGUCACCGAUAGAGAUUUGACGUUGAUGAGGUCGUGUGCCCAAGUGUUUCUCAAGGCGAUGAAACUGCUCUGUACAUGGCACAUCGACAGAGUUGUUAUAGCCAACUACAAAAAAUCAUUUCAAGACAAGCAAUCUUGGGAUGCAUUCUACUCCAUGUGGCACACAUUACUGGAAUCAGAAACAAAAAAUGCGUAUCUGUACAAUUUAUCUGCUCUUGAGGUAAAUUUACAAAAGUACUUGAAGGUCGUGAAUUGUAUUAAAGAUGAAUGGUUGACACCAUAUAAGGAGAUGUUCAUAUCCGCCUGGAGAGAUACGUAUAUGCAAUUCGGAAAUGUGACAACUAACAGAGUUGAGAGUCAGCAUUCUAAGUUGAAACGAUACUUGGGCACAUCACAAUCGGACUUGGAGUUAGCAGUGUCAUCUAUUCAUCAACUCCUCCAAGAUGAUGAUAUCGAUUGUAGUGUCGAGCUACAAAUAUUCAUAGAACAAUUUAAGCAUCAGUCAAGGCUUGAUAAAGUCAGUCUACUAAGGAAGUUAAGGGAGCUAAUUAAUCCAUCAAUAACUACACUUCUUCAAUUGGUUGUUAAGACAAAUAUUCAUGGACGUCCCUCCUCAAAGAAGAAAGUACAUAGAUCUACUCAUGGUAAUCCAUCUGCAUUUGAGUUCGUUCAGCAUGAUUUGAACCAUUCUCAGGAACCAAGCAGGCAUAGUUGUUCAUCAGAACCAGGUAGACAUAGUUGUUCAUCUCUCUACAGUACUCCACCACUCCCUACACAAACGAUUUCAAUAUCGAGCUUAGUUAACCAUGAGCAAGUAUAUCUUAGUCAGUUCCCACCUACAUUGCAUCCUUACAUUAUGUUUGUAAAAGAUGUAAGAGCUGAUGAAAAUUGUGGCUUUCAGGCUAUUGUUGGGUUGCUUGGUUUUGACGAGGAUGCAUGGAUGCACGUCCAUCAAAACUUGAUUGUCGAGUUGAGAACAUUCUGGACAGAGCAUGCAGAUAUAUUUGGUGAUUAUUAUCGAGCAUGUUCCAUUUACAACUCACUGAACUUCUGA